CAGAAGGGGUCUAGUGAAGGUUAGGAGGAAUUCAAGCCAAGAAAGAGGCACAACAGUUUUCAGGAUUUGUUGUUUUGUUUAACAUCUUGUGUGAAUAAUUAAAAUCAUAAAGUAUUUACAGAAAAAUACACCUGAAAGUUAGGUAGCAGCGUGCUUUCCCCUUUAAGAAAUAAACAGUCUUCUCAUACAGGCUCUUGGAUUGAUUGUUGCAAGUUGCACUUGUCACUGCACUGGAUGCCUUUUCGAGGGUAUUAAAGUGUUUGUGUUCGAGGAGCUGUAUUGGAAGUUGAUGGUGAGCCAAUCAGUAUUAAAGGUCAAACACUUUGUAAGAACUUAAGAAACAGAGAAAAAAGCCUCUUUGCUGAAAGUUUUUUUAAAUGAACUUCUUCAUCAUGCCAAGGAAUUUCCAAAAUAACCGACUAAGAGUGGAUAGGAGCUGAAGCCAGCCAUGGAUCGUGAGGGCAGUGCUCAGGUCAAGCACAGCUUGAAUCUGCUUCGGCAGAUUAAUACCAUGAAGGACGCAGAUGAGUUGACGGAUGUCAUGCUCUUGGCUGAAGAAUGCCAGUUCCCUUGCCAUCGGCUUGUAUUGGCUGCAUUCAGCCCGUAUUUCCGAGCAAUGUUCACCUGCGGCCUGGCAGAAUGCAGCCAGAGGGAGGUUGUGUUACACGAUGCGCAGGCAGAGGGUGUGGCAACAAUUCUGAACUACAUGUACAGCUCCGAACUGUGCCUCACCAACUCCAACGUCCAGGCAGUGGCCACCAUGGCUUACUUCCUCCAGAUGGAAGGUGUCUUCCUGACUUGCCAGAAAUACAUGAUGGAUCACAUGGACGUGUCAAACUGCCUCGGGAUUUAUUACUUUGCUAAGCAGCUGUCAGCCGAAGACCUGGCUGAUCAAGCUGGUAAGUACCUUCACCGACACUUUGCAGAGGUCUGUCUGCAGGACGAGGUGCUGGAGGUAGAAGGACAUCAGCUGCUACCUUUGAUCUGCUCUGAUGAUCUCAAUAUCUCACGUGAGGAGAGCAUUUUGGAUCUGGUUGUUCGCUGGGUGAACCACGACAGGAACUCCCGGGCAGCCCACCUUGUGGAGCUCAUGAAGCGGGUAAGACUGGAGCUUAUUAGUCCCAGCUUCCUGAGGGAGACCCUCAAAAGGAACACCAUCCUCCUCAGCAAUGGGGAAUGUUACAGCAUGAUUCAGGUUGCUAUAGAGACCAUCCAUAAAGCCCAGCAGCAUCCAUCUCUCAGUCUGCGUUAUGGGAUGGAAAAUACUGAUCUCCUUCUCUGCAUUGGUAACAACGGCCAAGGAAUCAAGUCAAGACACAGGAGUUACACCGAAGCCAGCUACUGUUAUGCACCGGCAACAAAGAAAUGUUACUAUAUUGUGUCACCGAGAUGCAGUGAAGCUUUAGGGUAUGUCAGCACUGGAAUUGUGACUGAAAAUAAUGACAUUAUUUUGGCUGGUGAAGCAGGAGUGAACAAACUAUCGAGACAAAAGGCAAGGAAUGUGGAGAUAGUGAGGUACCACGUCCGAGGGAGUCAGCACUGGGAGAACCUUUGCUCAGCUCCGUUUCGAGAGCUCUACGCGGCGGGAACGGCCCACGGUGACUUGUACCUCAUCGGAGGCCAGAUGAAGCUCAAGGGCCGAUACAUGAUCACAAACAGUGUGGACAAGUGCAUCCUGGAGACAGGCCAGUGGAGGAGUGUGGCACCAUUGCCUUUGCCCCUGGCGUGUCAUGCUGCAGUUACGGUCCAAAACCACAUCUACGUCCUGGGAGGAUGGACACCACAGACGGAUUUUCCCGAUGAUGAACCUGAUCGGCUCAGCAACAGGAUGUUUCGGUAUAACCCAGGCAGAGACAAAUGGACUGAGUGUGGGCCCAUGGAGUUCUCCAAAUAUCGUUUCAGUACAGCUGUGCUUAACAAUGAAAUUUACGUUUUGGGUGGGAUAGGCUGCAGUGGGCCGGACCGAGGCCAGGCCAGGAGGUGUUUGGAUGCUGUGGAAAUCUACAACCCGGAUGGAGAUUUCUGGAGGGCAGGGCCUCCUCUGCCAACCCCGAUUCUGUCACUACGCACCAACUCCACCAACGCCGGGGCAGUGGAGGGAAAGCUGUACAUCUGUGGAGCAUUCCGCGGAGCAGAUCGGCAUGAAGUCAUUGUUAAAGACAUCUUGGAAUUGGAUCCUUGGGAGAAUCAGUGGAAUAUAGUGGCCCACAAUGUCCUCAUGCACGACAGCUAUGAUGUCUGUCUGGUCGCAAGGCUCAAUCCAAGGGACCUCAUUCCUCCGCCUCCAGACUUGGUGGACCAAUGAGAAAAGAGUGGCAUGGGCUAUUUGGGAGGGGGUGUGGGGGAGUGUGGGGUGUGGGGAGUCUUGAAGCUUGGCUAUGGUUCAGUAGGCAACAAUUUCACCCUGGCAUCCAAAGGUUAUGGGCGUAAGUCCAUACUCCAGUUCUGGACACAGACUUGGCAACGAGACUAUCCAUGUGUGGUACUGAGGGAGUGCUGCGCUGUUGGAGGUGCCAUCUUUCAGAUGUUAAACCUGGCUUGUCCUCUGAGGUGGAUGUAAAACACCCACUGGCCCUUUCUGAAGAAGAGCUGAGGAGCAUUCCCUGAUGUUUUAGCCAACAUGUAUCCCUCAACCAACAUCAUUAAAUACAGCUUUU
Chiloscyllium plagiosum (whitespotted bambooshark) is the source of this 2657-nucleotide messenger RNA. The record is from RefSeq and is a predicted model, not a curated record. Lineage: Eukaryota; Metazoa; Chordata; Chondrichthyes; Orectolobiformes; Hemiscylliidae.